CAGGAACGCAGGGGCAAACCGAAAUCCAUACUAGUCUCUCACUGUCACUGGUGCGCGAGGUAGUGUCGUCAACUGUUAGACCAUCAAAGAAGAAGCUCAGUGCUUCCGCGGAGAAACCAGUGAAGUAAGUGAAGAGAGAAAAAGCAAAACGGAUUACUCAAUGGCAGCGAGUCCUGCUCUCUUCAACCCUUCCUUUCUUCUUCCUCCAAAGCCGCCAAGUGAGGCCCCGUCGUCUUUCCUCUACUCCAGUCCCAUUUCCAUUACUCCUUUCUCCACGGCUUCCUUCGGUUCAUCUACCCAUUUGUUUCAUCGACCUCGUGUAAGCAGCGGGACCAUAGCCAGAGCUUCCCUUAAGGAGAAACUGGGUGAAUUAAGAGACAGGGUAGCUGAUGUGACGAGCUUAAACCAGUGGGUUGUUAAGGAUUACUAUCGCCUAGUUGAGUCUGUUAAUGGGUUUGAGCCGCGAAUUCAGAAGCUUUCCGAUGAGCAGUUGACUGCAAAAACUGAGGAGUUUAGGACCAGACUGAAACGAGGGGAGACGCUGGCAGACAUUCAAGCUGAGGCCUUUGCUGUCGUUCGGGAAGCUGCUAGAAGGAAGCUUGGUAUGCGUCAUUUUGACGUGCAGAUUAUUGGUGGUGCAGUGCUUCAUGAUGGAUCAAUUGCUGAGAUGAAAACUGGGGAGGGAAAGACAUUGGUUUCGACAUUAGCUGCGUAUCUGAAUGCACUAACCGGUGAGGGUAUCCAUGUGGUCACUGUGAAUGAUUACCUUGCUCAACGUGAUGCUGAGUGGAUGGGCCGUGUUCAUCGCUUCCUGGGUCUUUCUGUUGGUCUCAUUCAGAAGGGUAUGACAUCUAAAGAGCGAAGGUCCAAUUACAGAUGUGAUAUAACAUACACUAAUAAUUCAGAACUUGGUUUUGAUUAUUUACGAGAUAAUCUUGCGGGAAGUGAUGAACAACUUGUUAUGAGAUGGCCGAAGCCGUUUCAUUUUGCGAUAGUUGAUGAAGUGGAUUCAGUUCUCAUUGAUGAAGGAAGAAAUCCUUUGUUAAUCAGUGGUGAGGCGAAUAAAGAUGCUGCAAGAUAUCCGGUUGCUGCUAAAGUAGCUGAGCUGCUCUUAAGGGGAAUUCACUAUAAUGUGGAGCUUAAAGAUAACUCAGUGGAGUUGACUGAGGAGGGAAUAGUUCUAGCUGAGAUGGCGCUCGAAACAAACGAUCUUUGGGAUGAAAAUGAUCCUUGGGCUAGAUUUGUGCUAAAUGCUCUGAAAGCUAAAGAGUUCUACAGGCGAGAUGUACAAUACAUCGUUAGAAAUGGGAAGGCCCUCAUAAUUAAUGAGUUGACAGGAAGGGUGGAGGAGAAGAGGAGAUGGUCUGAAGGAAUUCACCAGGCUGUAGAGGCAAAAGAAGAUUUGCAAAUACAGGCUGAUACUAUUGUGGUUGCGCAAAUCACGUACCAAUCACUGUUUAAACUCUACCCAAAGUUGUCAGGAAUGACUGGAACCGCGAAAACUGAAGAAAAGGAGUUCCUGAAAAUGUUCCAGGUGCCAGUGAUUGUGGUGCCAACAAAUCUUCCAAAUAUUCGUAAAGAUUUACCCAUACAAGCUUUUGCAACUGCACGUGGGAAAUGGGAUCAUGCACGUCGAGAAGUCGAAUACAUGUUUGAACAAGGGCGCCCUGUUUUAGUUGGAACAACUAGUGUUGAGAACUCUGAGUAUCUUUCUGAUCUACUCAAGGAGUGGAAGAUCCCACACAAUGUCUUGAAUGCACGACCUAAGUAUGCUGCAAGGGAAGCUGAGAUUGUUGCCCAGGCAGGGCGAAAACAUGCCAUUACUAUUUCCACAAAUAUGGCAGGUAGAGGCACUGAUAUUAUUCUUGGUGGAAAUCCCAAGAUGCUUGCAAAAGAAGUCUUAGAGGACAGCUUGCUUUCUUAUCUAACACAGGAAAGGCCAGCUACUGAAAUCGAUGACAUCAGAUCAUCUGACAAGGUGUUAUCAAAGAUACGUGUUGGUGCAACAUCUUUAGCUUUAUUAGCAAAAACAUCAUUGAUGGCUAAAUAUGUGGGUAAAAGUGAAGGUAAGAGCUUGACAUAUGAAGAUGCAAAGUCAGUGAUCUCAAAGUCUGUUGAAAUGAGUCAGUCGUUGGGCGUGGAAGAGCUACAAAAGCUUGUCGAUGAGGAGUCUGAGAUGUAUCCCCUCGAACCAACUAUAGCACUUGCUUAUCUAUCAGUUCUUAAGGACUGCGAAGCGCAUUGCUUCAAUGAGGGUUGUGAAGUGAAAAGGCUUGGUGGCCUCCAUGUGAUAGGUACAUCUUUGCAUGAAUCACGAAGAAUUGAUAAUCAGCUUCGUGGACGAGCAGGAAGGCAAGGAGAUCCUGGAUCUACACGAUUCAUGGUGAGCUUGCAGGAUGAAAUGUUUCAGAAGUUCAAUUUUGAUACCGAGUGGGCUGUGAACCUCAUCUCAAAGAUCACUGAUGAUGAAGAUAUACCGAUCGAGGGUGAUUUUAUUGUGAGACAGCUUUUAGGGUUGCAAAUCAAUGUGGAGAAGUACUACUUUAGCAUCAGAAAGAGCCUGGUCGAGUUUGAUGAAGUAUUAGAGGUACAAAGGAAACAUGUCUAUGACCUUCGCCAAGUGAUUUUAACAGGUGAUAGUGAAAGUUGUAGUCAACACAUAUUCCAGUAUAUGCAGGCCAUCGUGGAUGACAUUGUAUUUCACAAUGCUGAUCCCCAGAAGCAUCCACGAAACUGGAAUUUGGGAUUGAUUUUGAAGGAGUAUAUCAAUAUCGGAGGAAAUUUGUUGGAUGAUGCAUUUGCAGGAAUCACUGAAGAAGCUUUGCUGGAAUCUCUCACAAAACCAGAGGAAUCUAGUUCUAUAGACAUCAAUAGUUUUUGCCUUCCAAACAUGCCAAAGCCACCAAAUUCAUUCAGAGGGAUCCGAAAGAAGUGUUCGUCAUUAAAGCGUUGGCUUUGUAUUUGUUCUGAUGAUUCAUAUAAGAAUGGGAGAUACAGGACAACAACCAAUCUUCUCCGGAAGUACCUUGGAGACUUUCUUAUUGCUUCAUAUUGCAGUGUCAUAGAAGAAUCAGGAUACGAUGAUACAUAUAUCAGAGAAAUCGAGAGAGCAGUUCUCCUGAAGACUGUGGACUGUUUCUGGAGAGAUCAUCUUAUUAAUAUGAACAGACUCAGUUCAGCGGUACUGUCUAUUAUUCAAGGUUUGGUCGAGAUAUUUCCUUGACAAUGGUGCAAGCUGAUUGUUCAUCAGUUACUAUAUUGAUUUGAUGGCAAGUUCCUUGCACUUCUGUAUGUUUUGUUUGGCAACCGAAGAUCCAGCUUCUAUACACUGAUGAGGUAUGAUGUUCUUCCUCGGAAAUGUGAAGUUCCAAAGCAAUACACACCUAUUGUUAUCGGCUGAAAGUAUAGGUAUCUGUCAAGAGAAUUAGAAGUUCAAUACCAAGUUUCAGCCAUCAAAAGUCAUUCUAGACUUGCCAAAACAAAUACCCUGCUCCUAAGAAAAGAGGAAGUUUUGAACAGGAAACUACAGUACAUCAUUUAGCUCACAAGUUGUAUCCGUCUUUCAGCACCUUUACUUAACUACUGCCUUUCGUCUUGGAACGAUGAUUAAUGCUCCACCUGUUGCCAAUGCAUCGGUGCAAAUCUGGGGCAAACUUGGAUCUCUUCACCCAACAGGACAGCUCAUGUACAUAUUAGUAUAGGUCAUCAAUCUGGUCUUUUCGACAGAUUCCUGUAGAUUUCUGGUUCGGUCAUUUUCCUUAUCAUUUAUGGUGGUGAACCCGGUCGAUGUUUGUAAUGCCAGUAUAUGAGUGUUUUUGGUUGUGUGCAGCAGAUGGUUGGCAAGUAUAAGUAGGCUUCUGUACUUGUGGAAGUGAAGCACAAAUAGUGUAUGUUUGAUGUUUCUGUCUUCUCCAAGGAGAUUGUCAUAGUUCUCUUCAUAGAGAGAUUUUAUUGUAUCCAAAAAAAAAAUAUCUAACUACAUUUGCUU
Linum tenue is the source of this 3988-nucleotide messenger RNA. The record is from the annotation of a GenBank genome assembly. NCBI's taxonomy places the organism in Eukaryota, Viridiplantae, Streptophyta, Magnoliopsida, Malpighiales, Linaceae.